Striga asiatica is the source of this 369-nucleotide messenger RNA. The record is from the annotation of a GenBank genome assembly. NCBI's taxonomy places the organism in Eukaryota, Viridiplantae, Streptophyta, Magnoliopsida, Lamiales, Orobanchaceae.
AUGUCGCCCGCGACUGAAGGUAACUGUGAAGAACUUCGAGAAAACUAUAUCAAGAUCGUGCAUCAUCACAACGUUUCCUCCUCUACAGUGAUCCACCCCAACACCGCUGUCACAGACCCCCGAGACCUGAGGACCAUCUUUUUACCACGUUCAAUGUCGUUCUCUUCUCCAAGGUGUCAACGGUCCCCCACACAGGCAAAUCAUCAAACACCUCGCGUGCGGAGUUUGAUCAUGGUGAACGAGGCUCCAAAUCCACCACUGAUUGCCCCAAAAGCAUCCUCAAGUACUGACCGCAGCACCCGACUGAUAACCCCAAUCAAACUGUCACCAGGAAGCAAAAAUUCACAAGAUCAAGGUUUAGCGUUUUGA